AUGGCUGCUAACAACUAUCAAUGGCCUAAUGAGCGAAACAUGCCAAGGAAAGUGGCUGGAGUACAAGAAAUAGAUGCCAUUACCAACCUUUCAGCCCAAAUAGCAGCUCUCUCAAAGCAAUUAAAAAACAGUAAUUUGGCAGCAAAUGCACGCCUAAAGAAGAAUAAGCUUGACCAGCAGUUUGCUAAAUUCUUGGAUGUAUUCAAGAAGCUUCAUAUUAAUAUACCAUUUGCUGAUGCUCUUGAACAAAUGCCAAGUUAUGUGAAGUUUAUGAAAGAAAUUAUUUCAAAUAAAAAAAAGUUUCAAGAUUAUGAGGCAGUCGCACUUACUGAAGAAUGCAGCGCAAUCUUGCAAAAGAAGUUGCCACCCAAACUCAAGGAUCCGGGCAAUUUCACCAUCCCAUACUCAAUUGGGAAUGUGGUGUUUGAAAGGGCAUUAUGUGAUUUGGGAGCAAGUAUCAAUUUAAUGCCCUUAUCAAUCUUCAAGAAGCUUAACUUGGGAGAAGCGCAGCCUACUACAAUCACAUUGCAAUUAGCAGAUCGUUCAUUGAAGCAUCCUAGGGGAGUAAUUGAAGACGUUCUUGUCAAGAUAGAUAAGUUCAUAUUUCCAGCUGAAUUCAUUGUACUUGACAUAGAAGAAGACAAAGACAUACCAAUUAUACUAGGUAGACCAUUUUUGGCUACUGGGAGAGUGAUUAUUGAUGUGCAAAAAGGAGAAUUACAUCUUCGGGAUUAA
This is a messenger RNA of Dioscorea cayenensis subsp. rotundata (Guinea yam), 735 nucleotides long. RefSeq lists its product as uncharacterized. The record is from RefSeq and is a predicted model, not a curated record. Bases 1 to 735 code for a protein of 244 amino acids. Lineage: Eukaryota; Viridiplantae; Streptophyta; Magnoliopsida; Dioscoreales; Dioscoreaceae. The transcript is spliced from 2 exons.